AUGAGUGAUCCGAAAAGUGUACCUUUUGGGAAAGAUUUGUACUGCCAGAAUUCGACACCCAGCCAAAAAGGCCAGAAGAAACCAGCUUCAUCGGUCGUAAUGCUGAACGGUGUGCCCAUACCGACCACUUACGCGGACAAAUGCCGUCUCUGCUUGGGUGACAAGUUUGACAAAAACUGUACCACCAUCAUAGAGGAACAGUUUAGCUAUAUGUUGCAGAAAGUAUUUAGCUUUCCGAUUACAAACAAAAUAGGACUACCGAUGAACGUUUGUGGUAAAUGUUUCCGAAAGGUGCGAAUAUUUCAGCAGUUUUCUGCAAUAGUGUGGAACAACCAAAGACGGCUAGAAGAAUCUCUGAGCGCUGCUGCGGCUCUGGAAAAGAAAAAUAAUCCAACAAGCACAGAAAAGGAAUAUGAAACGAUGGAUGCCGAUUUGCCUGGUGUAACCAUUACAGCAGAUGCAGGAAACGAUCCACUAGUCGAGCCGCCGGAUGAAGACGAUGCUGAACAAACGCACUUCGUAUCUGUUGCUUCGCAAGACAACUUUUUCUUUUACAAUGAGAUGGAUGAUAUCGGAACGUUCGAUAACCCGCAUACCGACUAUAUUCAGGAGGUCUCGUUAGUGAUAGAACUGGAUACAUCAACCGAUGAAGUAUCCGAUGUUGAUUCUGAAGCGGGAUACCAACAAUCGAAAAAUCGAAGAAAAAAUGCCAAACGGGUCCGUCAUAAUGUACCGGAAGUGGAAUCCUUUACAGAGACCCGGUUGCAAGCCAAAGUUGUGACUGAUGCUAUGAAAAAUAUUAACAAAUCGAAAAAGAGCAAAAGAUAA
Molecule: messenger RNA, 828 nt
Organism: Anopheles maculipalpis
Lineage: Eukaryota; Metazoa; Arthropoda; Insecta; Diptera; Culicidae
Exons: 3
Coding region: 1-828 (275 amino acids)
Cellular component (GO): nucleus
Molecular function (GO): zinc ion binding
Source: RefSeq, a predicted model, not a curated record